CAACAAAGCUCAAGUCUUUCUUUGCAAUCGCACGCAAACAACAUCAUCAAAACCAGCUAAGUUCACCACCCACUCUCAAAUCAAUCAAUCAUCAUGUCUCCGACAUCAAACAAAGAAGAUACUGACUUUCUGGCGACAGUGGGCGUUCCAACUGCUGCUGCUCCUCCGCCAGGUGGCGAAACGAAUAGCGAAACGAAUAGCGAUCAUGUACAUAGCGACAGCAGUAGCAACAGGGGUGUGAAGAGGAAGAGGCAGGAGGAGGAGGAGGAGGAGGAGGCGGAGAGUCUGGAGGACUUCCUGAGCAAGGUGUGUGAGAGAGUGUGGCGGAAGGUGCGUAAGGAGGAGCAGCAGCGGAGGCAGCAGGAGGAGCUGGACAGGGAGAUUGAGGAGCAGGAGAGGUAUGUGGAGCAGCUGGAGAGGGAGUACGAGGAGGAGUAUUUGGAGGAUGAGUAUGCGGAGUGGCAGGAGUGGCGGGAGCGGGUGAGGAAGGCGGCGGAGGAUGAGAAGGCUGGGAAGAAGAAGAGGAGGGAGGUGAAGAAGCGGAGGGUGGGGUGUUGUAAGCAUGUUGCUCGCUCGCUCGCUCGGCGCCUGGACGUCUUCGUGGGAGCUUCCGAUGCUGGCCUGGCGAUGGCGGAGCGUCUCUGCAUUUUGUUGGAGGAAGGGCGGCCGGAUCAAGGACGGGCGCGUCGGGCGGCCGCAGAUGAAUCAAGUGUCGUGCCUCGGAACGAUGGCAAGGUUAACCAAGAGGAAGCCAAACAAACGCGGGUAUACGGAGACACUGCGGCUCCGGUGCCAUGGCAUAGCGGAGGGUUGCUGUAUGGGGGAUUUUGA
This is a messenger RNA of Neurospora tetrasperma FGSC 2508, 831 nucleotides long. RefSeq lists its product as uncharacterized. Bases 94 to 831 code for a protein of 245 amino acids. The record is from RefSeq and is a predicted model, not a curated record. The transcript is spliced from 3 exons. NCBI's taxonomy places the organism in Eukaryota, Fungi, Ascomycota, Sordariomycetes, Sordariales, Sordariaceae.